This is a messenger RNA of Sander lucioperca (pikeperch), 2287 nucleotides long. It is a transcript of the gene naca, whose product is annotated as nascent polypeptide associated complex subunit alpha. Gene Ontology annotation, biological process: protein targeting to membrane. NCBI's taxonomy places the organism in Eukaryota, Metazoa, Chordata, Actinopteri, Perciformes, Percidae. The record is from RefSeq and is a predicted model, not a curated record. The transcript has 9 exons. Gene Ontology annotation, cellular component: cytoplasm; nascent polypeptide-associated complex. Bases 125 to 2185 code for a protein of 686 amino acids.
CUCAUUGUGCCUUUAAACAACCCGGAAGUAGAAGACCGCUCUAAACAGGAUAUUACCGUGAAACUGAGGUCAGAAUUUCUCUCUCACAGCCAUCUUGGAUAUAACGUCCUGAGUCGCAGCAACCAUGCCUGGUGAAGCUACAGAAACUGUCCCAGUCACAGAGCAGGAGAUGCAGCAGCCUCAAGUGGAGACCGCUACACCUCCUGCCCCAGCUUCCACCCAGAAACCUCAGGCAGCUUCUGGCCCUGCAAAGCCCAAAGGCAAAGAUGCCAAGAAUGUGCAGGGUUCCUCGGCCCCAAAGGCUGUUCCUGGCAGAAGAAAACGUUCCUCCAUGUCUGCCUCUUCCUCUUCUCCCACCUCACCAAAAUCUACUUCUUCCACUACCCCCCUUUCACCCGUGCCAUCUCCCUUAGCUACCUCACCUGGCCUUGCUAGUCAGGCAAACCGCUUCACCCCGAAAGUUGUCAAGGCUGGCAAACAAGGAAAAGCUAAGACAGGAGAGGUGUUUGUGACUGCUCCUGCUCCUUUGGAGUGCAAGGUCACACCAGCAAAUGAAAACCAUGUAGAGGCUAGCCCUAAGCAAACUGUAGUUGAAGCUAAAUCUGCCCCAGUUGAGCCAAACAAACCCCCAGCAGCUGCUUCAACUCCUGUUGCAGCCCCAGCUGCUUUUAAAGUUACCUCAAUGCCUGCUUUGGCAGCUCCCGUUUCAUUUUCCGAUGCUCUUACCUCUAGUCCUCCCGCAUCAGUUGAAGUUAAGACCGCUCAAUCAAAAGCUGCUCCUGUUAUUGCAGCUGCUGAUGAUGAUCUCCCUCCACUUAUCCCACCUGAGAAGCCAAUUAAAAUGCCAGAACCUGUACCCACUGUAGAGGUGAAGGUAACAUCCAAGCCCAAGAUGGAUAUUGAGCCUGUUAAGGUUGUCGCAGCAGCGAUGGUUAAAUCUGCUCCUGUUGAAAGUGCUAAAGUUGUUGCUGAAGCCUCAACUGCAGCUUUUGAGGCUGCUAAACCAGCUCACAUUGAAGCUCCUAAAACAGCCCCAGCCAAAAAAGAGGCUGUUAAGAAGGCCCCCCAAAGCAAACCUUCUCCUGAGACAGCUGCUGUGGCAAAACCUGCUCAUGUGGAGGCUGCUAAGCCAGCUGCUGUGGCCAAACCUCAUGUGGAGGCUGCUAAGCCAGCUGCUGAGGCCAAACCUCAUGUGGAGGCUGCUAAGCCAGCUGCUGUGGCAAAACCUGCUCAUGUGGAGGCUGCUAAGCCAGCUGCUGAGGCCAAACCUCAUGUGGAGGCUGCUAAGUCAGCUGCUGUGGCAAAACCUGCUCCUGUGGAGGCUCCUAAGCCAGUAGCAGAACCUAAACCAGCUGCCGCUGAGGUUACCAAGCCAGCCCCUGUGUUGGGUGCUAAGCCAGCCAUUGAGGCUGAAUUGGUUAAGGCGGCACCAGCCCCACCUCCCUUUAAACUCACAUUUGCUGAGGCAGUUGCAAAACCUGCCCCUGUUAAACCUGAGGUUGAGGUAAUCGGUAAAACCCCUUCUGAAUCCGUCUCAACACCGAAACCUGUCCCCACACCUGCUAAAGCCCCAGUCAAGGUGGAGCCUGUGAUCAAGAACGACAAGGGAUCCGGUACAGAGUCAGACAGUGAUGACUCAGUCCCUGAUCUGGAGGAACAGGACUCUGCACAGACACAGACACAGCAAGCUCAGCUUGCGGCAGCUGCCGAAAUAGACGAGGAACCUGUUAGCAAAGCCAAACAGAGCCGCAGUGAAAAAAAAGCACGAAAGGCGAUGUCGAAGCUUGGUCUCAGGCAGGUAACGGGGGUCACCAGGGUCACCAUUCGCAAGUCAAAGAACAUCUUAUUUGUCAUUACCAAACCAGACGUCUACAAGAGCCCUGCAUCAGACACAUACAUCGUCUUCGGUGAAGCUAAGAUCGAAGAUCUUUCCCAGCAAGCCCAGCUGGCUGCCGCAGAAAAAUUCAAGGUACAGGGAGAAGCUGUAUCAAACAUCCAGGAAAACACACAGACGCCAACAGUACAGGAGGAGAGCGAAGAAGAAGAGGUGGAUGAGACCGGAGUUGAGGUCAAGGACAUCGAACUCGUCAUGUCACAAGCCAACGUGUCGCGGGCGAAGGCUGUACGCGCCCUGAAAAACAACAACAACGACAUUGUCAAUGCUAUUAUGGAGUUGACAAUGUAAUGGGACCCUGGCAAUAAAGGGUUGAAGAAAGGUUGCUGAUUUAAGCUCGUUUAUACAAUUUAUACCCAAGAUGGAAAUAAAGUUGUGGCUUGAUAAAAUUAA